Messenger RNA from Botrytis byssoidea, 1806 nucleotides. RefSeq lists its product as uncharacterized. The transcript has 5 exons. The record is from RefSeq and is a predicted model, not a curated record. NCBI's taxonomy places the organism in Eukaryota, Fungi, Ascomycota, Leotiomycetes, Helotiales, Sclerotiniaceae. The coding region runs from base 1 to 1806 and encodes 601 amino acids.
AUGUUAUUUCGUUACGAGAGUUUAGCUUCGUUAUUGGUCUGUGUUGAGGCUGUCGCGGCUUUAUAUAGUAGUGAUGUCAAGGUCUCUCAACGAGAUUUUUCUUCACGGCAAACGACAAGUUUAGGGGCUAUAACGGUGCGUUCUGCGGAACAAAAACGAAGCGUCGCAAAUUUCAAACCAAGUUUGGAAUGUACUCAUCAUUAUGCUGAUCACGAUUCUAUAAUUCGAAGAACACAUUCGAGAUUCGCAUCCACGUCGAUGAAAUAUAAAUUACCUGCAGUCAUUUUGGAAGAUAUUGAGCUCAAUGUCAGGAAUAUUUUGUGCUCAAGAUCAAAUAUUAUCGUUGAAUUCCCUUCUGUGAAUUUAUUAGCUGAGGCAGAGAAAGAAUGGAAAGAUUUUCCCGAGUUCUUGGUCAUUUCAUCACAUGCCGGAUGUAAUGACCAGAAAGCGCGAGCUCCAUAUUUAGUCUCUAAUGUGAAAUACGUUCUCAAAUCCAACACCGCAAUCCUCUCCGUGCAACGGAUUGAAUGGAAAGAUGCUUAUGAUACAAUGGAAGUAAAAUUUGGUAUGGGUAAAUACGAUAGUAGCGCCCUUCGUAUACACAGUGAUUUGCGCAAAAGAAUUACUUCGUCAGUCUCAGUAUCAUCUUCUGAAACUGUCUCUUUUCCAUCACCGCCAUCAGCAACACCAACCUCGGAUACAUCAGUUCAUAAUAUUGGAUAUGCGGCACCUGCGGGUUUUAGUCUUGGAAGCUUCGCUACUUCGAAUGAUGGUGUAGGAGGAUCUUUAUCAAUAAAGUGUGGUAAUUGUUCAAUCGAAGGUUCAAUCGAAUUGACUCAAGGCGUAUUUAAUGUUAGCGACUCUUCUCACAAUACAGAAAAAGCAGUGAACUUUGUAGAGAAUGGUUAUUUCGACAUGGUAGUCAAUGGAUUUAGUGCCCAUAUUGAAAUUGAUUCCGCAGUCACGGGAACAUUUACAGAAACUUUCACUAUGGCCCUAACAACAUUGGCUUUGCCGGGUUUCCAGAUCCCAAAUAUUGCCGCAAUAGGUCCGAUGUGGAUCCCCGCAAUUCAAGGUUCUAUCACUGUCUCUAGAAAUCUAAACUUCACUUACGGUUUCGACGUUUCCGUGCCAGACAAAUCAUCCAUCCGGUUGAAUAUUGGUAAUCUUACCGAAUCAACAUCUUCUGGUUUUAGCGACUCUAUCAUCACCGCUCUUCCGCUCACCGCGACCGAUCCCUCCAUAUCCUUGACUCUCUCCCUCGCCCUUCGUUCCGAAAUCCUCCUCGGUGUCGACAUAUUAUCAGGCAAAGGAUCCAUAGCCGCCGGUGCCUUUCUCGAUCUUCCCGCUCUCUCCGUCACAAUCUCCGAGCUCACCUCGGUGGACGAAAACUGCAAUCCGGCCCAAAGCUCCUCGUCAAGUGUCGAAGAUCUAGACUAUUUCUCCUCUCUCACAAAUAUUGUUCCACAAGCAGAUAUAGCCAUAGGACUUCAAGCGGGUAUUCAAUUGAGAAUUCCAGAUUUAAAAUUCGUGGAGAAUGUAGGGACGACGGCUACGCUUGCUGGAACGAGUAUGUCGCUUCCGACGCAUUGUAUGAGUUUUGAUGGGGAGAAGAAGGAAUUUGUUACUCCCGGGGCUACUGCUAGCUCUAGUUUGAGCACAAGUACAGGUACAGCGGGGGGGUCGAAGAAGUCGAAUGCGGAGAAAAAGGCUUCGGUGCCGGUGAUGGGGAGUGGAGGAUUUGGAGGGUUAACUUGGAUGGCGGGGCUUUUGGGGUGUGUGGUUUUUGUGGCGUUGGGUUUAUGA